UGAAAAGAACUACUUGUAUUAUUCAACUACAAGAGAAUCACCAUACAAACGAUAACACGGACAGAUGGUCAAACCGAAUAUUUUAAUGGGAUGCUGGAAGAAUACUUGCGACAUUUUUACUUGAUGUGGAAGAUCAACACGUGAGGCUGCGCUAUGAUUAUAAAACGGUGACAUUCACCACGGCGGGUUCCACCGGGGGCACCUAUCAGCACUUCACGAAAACUCUGCGAGCUCAACUGGCUAGUGGACGAUUGGUAUACUCAAUACCAAUACUACGCAAUCCACUCACCAUUCUGAGCGAUUCCCCUCUGUGGAACUCUGAUCAAACUGGUAGGACGAAUCCAUAGAGCUGGGAGUCGACGUCACCAACGCAUAUAUUGUGGCUCAUCGAACUGGAAACCAAGCCUACUUCUUAAGCGACGCUCCCAAGGCUGCAUUCACUUUUCUUUUCCCAUAUAUGAAGGAGCAGCAGAAUUGACACAGCUCCAAUUCGAUGGCAGCUAUACGAGUCUCCAAAACACUGCUGAUAAAUACAGAGAGGAUAUUGACUUGGUAAUGGGAGCGGUCAUCUUGGCGCUUCACAGGACGCCAGAAAACGAGCGCCAGAGCACCCUGGCUCGCUCCCUCAUCGUUGCCAUCCAGAUGGUUUCGGAGGCGCUGCGGUUUACCUACAUCGAGCAAUGGGUGUGCAAUAGAAUUGGGGGAGGGUAUAAAAUAUUUCGCCCAGAUGCCGCCAUGAUCAGCCUUGAGAACAAAUGGAAAGCCCUCUCCAAAGCUGUCCAAACAUCCAAAGAUGGAAUCUUUCCCAGUCCAGUCCAACUGCAAAAACCUGACUUCACCCCAUUCUUCUUGUCAAACCUAAAUGAUAAUAAACUAGCUCCAAACCUGGCCAUCUUGUUGUUCUACUGCGGGGCCGGGACAUCUGAUCCUCAUCAUUUCUCUCAAAUGUUGUUCACAAGGUCUGUUGUGGGAGACAACGACGAUGUUGACAGUGUUUGUUUGUCCUGGGAGCCCACAGCGCGCAUCGCCGGUCGAAAUGGUCUGUGCAUUGAAGUCACAGAUGGGUAAUACAACAAUGGAAAUGCAAUACAGCUGUAGCCGUGUGGACCCUGAAGAAAGACGGGACAGUUCAAUCCAAUGGUAAGUGCUUGACUGCUUACGGCUACGCUUCAGGCGACUACGUGAUGAUCCAUGAUUGCUCCAAUGCCGCGUCUGAUGCAACCCGUUGGGUAGUAUGGGGCAAUGGGAUAGUCGUAAAUCCCAAGUCAGUAGCGCCACACUCACCCUAACUCAUGUUGUUUAUGGAAUCUCUUAUACUUGGUUUCAAAAACAAAAAAAAGGAAGAAAAAUAUAAGAGUGCUGCAUGGACUCGUCGGCAAGUGGUCAAUCUUAGUCGAUGAGUAGAUACUAAGAGAUUCAAAAGUUCAAAAUUUUUUAGAUACCAAGAGUAGAAAAAUGGGGUUGUCGACGAGUGGUCAUAUUAGUCAACGAGUGGUCUUCUUUGGCUCGUCGACAAGUACCCUGUUCUCGUCAACAAGUGCAUUUAAGUUACAAGAAAAUAUUUGAAUUUUGAAUUAGAACAUUAGGGUGGUUGGAAAUUCGGAGGGAAACUUCUGCGGGAGUCUUAUUUAUGUUCUUCUUGGCGUUUAUUGACAGAGUGGGAGAUCAUUGCAAAGUGUAUUGUGUUCUUUGACACUUUUUAGUGAAAUUCUUGUACCGAUUGCUUCCGUAAAUGUAGGUUUUACCGAAUCACGUAAAUCUUGUGUCGAUUCUUAUUUGUUUCUCAAUCUUUUGGCUGUGUUUCAUUUGCUUGUUGUUGAUUUACUUAUUCCAAUGUACAUCAUAUAUCCGAUCAUUAUACAACAACUCAUUAAUUAUUAUCACAAUAUCCUUUUUACAAGCAACAAAAGAAAAUGCAAUAUUAAAGUAUUAUUC
Molecule: messenger RNA, 1935 nt
Organism: Malania oleifera
Lineage: Eukaryota; Viridiplantae; Streptophyta; Magnoliopsida; Santalales; Ximeniaceae
Product: ricin-like
Exons: 2
Coding region: 556-1068 (170 amino acids)
Biological process (GO): negative regulation of translation
Molecular function (GO): rRNA N-glycosylase activity
Source: RefSeq, a predicted model, not a curated record